AUGGCAUAUCCAGGAUACGGAGGGUAUGGGGCCCCAAUGCCCGGGAUGCCAGCUCAGGGGAUGCCAGGUGCUCACAUGGGCGGCCAUCCCAUGGGGGGUCCGAUGGGCGGUCCAAUGGGAGGUCCAAUGGGAGGUCCAAUGGGCGGACACAUGGGAGGCCAUAUGCCCGGGCAAAUGGGUGGGCCGAUGGGAACACCAAUGGGAGGGGCCCCUCAGGGAGGUUAUGCUGCGUACGGUGGAGGUAUUCCUGGCUUUGGUGCUGCUCCAGCUGCCAAUGAUCCCAUGUGGGGAUACUUCACUUCCAUCGCGGGGCAGGACGGGGAGGUGGAUGCAGAGGAGCUCCAGAGGUGUCUGACUCAAGCCAAUUUCACAGGAAGUUACUCUCCCUUCAGCCUAGAGACCUGUCGCAUCAUGAUCGCCAUGUUGGAUAGAGACUUGACAGGUAAAAUGGGCUUCAAUGAGUUCAAAGAGCUGCUGACCGCCAUGAACGGCUGGAAGCAGAACUUUGUGAUGUUUGACCGGGACCGCAGCGGGACCGUGGAGCCUCAUGAGAUGUCUCAGGCCAUUACCACCAUGGGGUACCGCCUCAGUCCUCAGGGCUUGAAUGGCAUCAUCAAACGCUACAGCAAAAACGGCCGGAUCUUUUUUGACGACUAUGUGGCGUGUUGUGUAAAACUGCGAGCGCUUACAGAGAAUUUCCGGCGGAGAGAUCAGAUGCAGCAAGGAGCAGUGACCUUCCAAUACGAUGACUUCAUCCUGUGCACGAUGUCCCUGUGA
This is a messenger RNA of Knipowitschia caucasica, 777 nucleotides long. NCBI's taxonomy places the organism in Eukaryota, Metazoa, Chordata, Actinopteri, Gobiiformes, Gobiidae. The record is from the annotation of a GenBank genome assembly.